This is a messenger RNA of Penicillium pulvis, 7527 nucleotides long. Its product is annotated as type I polyketide synthase. Bases 1 to 7527 code for a protein of 2508 amino acids. The record is from RefSeq and is a predicted model, not a curated record. Lineage: Eukaryota; Fungi; Ascomycota; Eurotiomycetes; Eurotiales; Aspergillaceae. The transcript is spliced from 5 exons. Gene Ontology annotation, biological process: secondary metabolite biosynthetic process; fatty acid biosynthetic process. Gene Ontology annotation, molecular function: fatty acid synthase activity; oxidoreductase activity; phosphopantetheine binding.
AUGGCACCGCUUAUCAUUGACACCGACGACUCGAAUAGCUGUAUGUCGAAUACGGGUGACAUUGACAUUGACAACGACACAAACAAAGACCUGAAUGACCAUGUGAGCACAAGUGACAAACAAUCAAGUACAAAAUGUGGGAUCAUUGGCAAUGACUCCCCCCUGGAAGGAUCUCACACGCCGAAAGUUCCAUCUCAAGAACCCAUCGCCAUUUGCGGCAUGUCGGUUCGUCUCCCUGGAGGCCUUCACUCACCACAACAACUCUGGGACUUUUUGAUUGCUAAAGGCGAUGCUCGUGGCCCAGUCCCCAAUUCAAGAUACAAUGCCUCUGCAUACUGCUCUGACUCUGAAAUUUCGAAACCCGGUAGCAUCAAGACCGAGUAUGGAUAUUUCCUUGAUGACAGCAUUGACUUGGCUUCCAUCGAUACGUCCUUCUUCUCCAUGGGAAAGGUCGAUGUUGAGCGAAUGGACCCACACCAACGACAAAUGCUUGAGGUUACUCGUGAGUGCCUCGAAGAUGCGGGUAUGAGCUGGAAAGGUCGACCGAUCGGCUGCUACAUGGGCAGCUUUGGCGAGGACUGGGUUGAGAUGUUUGCGAAAGAGGACCAGCAAUAUGGUUUAUACCGUGUGACUGGAUAUGGAGAUUUCAUGCUUUCCAACCGCAUUUCAUAUGAGAUGGAUCUAACAGGGCCAAGUAUGACAAUCCGCACUGGCUGCUCUGCAGCUCUUGUUGCACUACACGAGGCAUGUUUAGCAGUUUCCAGAGGCGACUGUGAAGGAGCCAUUAUCGGCGGAGCCAAUUUAAUAAUGGCCCCAGGAAUGACCGUCGCAAUGACAGAGCAGGGCGUUCUCGCCCCAGAUGGGUCAUGCAAGACGUUCUCUGCUGAUGCUAAUGGCUAUGCUCGUGGAGAAGCAGUCUCUGCUAUCUUUAUCAAGCCACUGGCGCAGGCCAUCCGCGAUGGUAACCCAGUCCGAGCUGUUAUUCGCGCAACAGCUUCAAACAGCGAUGGAAAAGGCACCGGCGGCGGCCUCUCGAUGCCGAAUGAUGUUGCCCAAGAAGCAAUGAUUAGGCGAGCUUACGAGGUUGCUGGUAUUCCUGAUAGUGAUUACUCUCAAACAGCCUUCGUCGAGUGCCAUGGCACAGGAACCUCAAUCGGAGACCCAAUUGAAACUAGGGCAAUUGGUCGAGUCUUUGGUCCAUCUGGAGGUGUUCAGAUUGGCUCUGUUAAGCCCAAUCUUGGCCACUCUGAAGGUGCUUCGGGCCUUACUUCACUGAUUAAAUCAGUGUUGGCACUAGAGCAUCGUGUUAUUCCUCCGAACAUCAAGUUCAACGAGCCCAACCCUGCUAUCCCUUGGGACAGUGGCCUUUCUGUGCCCACGGAGGCGACACCCUGGCCCGACUCUCGAAGGGAGCGUAUUAGUGUGAACUCCUUUGGAAUUGGAGGCACAAAUGCUCAUGUUAUUCUCGAUUCCGCUCAAAGUUUUGGUGUCUCUCCUAUCACGAGUCAACCUAUAACAUGCCCACAACUACUUGUGUAUUCCGCCAACAAUGUUGAUUCACUGAAGAAAAUGAUCAUCAAUUAUAGAGAUUACGCCCAAAAGCACCCCGGUAUGGUGAACAAUCUGGCCUUCACUCUGGCAAAACGAAGAGAGCAUUUGCCCUAUCGAGCAUUCGCCGUGGCAAACCUUUUUGGGGGUAUCACGGCUUCGCUACCCUUUCGGCCGUCUGGUGUCCCCAGUCUUGUUAUGGUAUUCACUGGCCAGGGAGCCCAAUGGCCGGAAAUGGGUCGGUGCAUGAUCCUAGCCUAUCCUGUCUUCAGGAAGAGUAUUAGAUCUCUCGAUGCACAUAUCCAGAGCCUUGAAGAUGAUGCUCCAGACUGGACCAUCGAGGAAGAGCUUCAGAAACCAAUCAAGAUUAGCAGACUCGGCUCUGCUGAGUUUUCUCAGCCUCUUUGCACUGCAAUUCAAAUAGCCCUGGUCGACACAUUUGCCUCUGUUGGAAUCCAGCCUGGUGCUGUUGUUGGCCACUCCAGUGGCGAGAUAGCUGCAGCAUAUGCUGCCGGUUUCAUUACUGCUAAGGAGGCUAUUGUCAUUGCGUUUUAUCGCGGUCAGGUCACCAAGCUGCAGACCAAAAGAGGAGCUAUGGCCGCGAUUGGUCUUGGCUCAAAUAGCGUACAAGAAUUAUUGCAGCCCGGUGUGACUGUCGCUUGCGAAAAUUCGAACAAAAACGUGACUAUCGCUGGUGACUGCGAAGCAGUUGAGCUUGCUAUUACCAAGAUAAAAGAAGCACAUCCUGACAUCCUAGCCAAAAAGCUUCAGGUCGACAAGGCAUAUCAUUCUCACCAUAUGGCUGAGAUAGGUGAUAAAUAUCAUGCCCUUAUCAACAAUCACUUAUCCAACAAAAGCUCAAAAUGUACACUCAAAAAGUUGUUUUUCAGUAGCGUUGACGGCAAGCUACUCACCCAGGAAUCGAGCCUGGAGUCCAGAUAUUGGCAGAGGAAUCUGGAGUCUCCUGUCCUCUUCCGCUCUGCUAUUUCCUCCAUUAUCCAGCACAGCAUUGCGAAGAAUAUGGUAUUCCUCGAGGUCGGCCCGCAUUCCGCCCUUGCUAGUCCCCUUCGCCAAGUUCAGAGCCACCUAUCCAACACUUCUCCUUAUGCUUCUACACUUGUCCGCAACCAAAACGACGUUGAAUCAUUUUUGACAGCAGUCGGGAAGCUUUUUACUCUAAAUGCCAGCCUUGACCUUGAUCAGGUCAUUACGGAGGGUUCGGUUCUGCCAGAUCUCCCGAGAUACCCCUGGGACCAUUCAAAGAGAUUUUGGCACGAGUCUCGACUAACCAAGCAUUGGCGACACCGACCGGGAGGCCAUAAGCAUCACAGUCUUUUGGGUAUUAGAGUAGCGGAAAGUCUCGAAUUUGAAGUUAUUUUCCGCAAUGUCUUCCAUCUGCAAAACGCGGCAUGGAUUCGUGAUCACAAGAUCGGCGAAGAUAUCAUCUUUCCUUUCGCCGCCUACGUUGGAAUGAUUGGCGAGGCUGUGAGACAAAUCACUGGAGUCGAUGAAGCAUUCAAAAUGCGAAAUGUGGUCGUCAGUACGGCCUUGGUCUUGAAAGAAAGCAGCCAACCAGUCGAAAUAAUGACUGUAAUGCGCCGUCACCGCUUGACAGAUUCCCUCGACAGCGACUGGUGGGAAUUCACAAUCGCUUCUCACAGCGGUACGGUCUCGAUGAAGCAUUGCUUUGGUGAGGCUAAAGCGCAUAGUGGGAAUGUAAACCAGGAAAGCAAUGCCCCUCUAUUGCGCAAAGUUGAUACCCGUCGCUGUUACCGGUCUAUGGCUAGAUCUGGUCUCAAUUUCGGGCCUGCAUUCCAACGCCUCGAGGAUAUUCGAUCAGAUACUUUGACGCAAAAGGCAACGUCGGAGGUAAUCAGCAAGGCAACAGAUGAAGAGGGUUACCACAUUCAUCCGACCAUCAUUGAUGCUUUACUACAGCUACUCAGUGUCGCUGCAUCGAAGGGCUACGCCGAUCCUACCACCAAGAUGAUGGUGCCGACGAACAUCGAAGAAUUGUGUAUUUACAGGUGUCAUGAGGAUGUUCAGGUCCGGGCAUCCGCAUCAUAUACCCCAAACGGUUCUAUUAUUGGUGGUGGACAAUGUGUUUCUAAUGGCAAGCUUGUAUUGGGCGGCGCUGGCAUCAGGCUCUCUGUCCUAGAUGACCAGUCGUCUAAAGACGAUGAAACGACUGCUCGCGCAGAGUGGGGGCCCCAUAUUGACUUUUUGGAUGUGAACACUCUCAUCCUGCCAUCGAUCGAUCGCAGUGCCCACACAGAAGCGCUAACAGAGCUAUGCCAUAUAUGCAUGAUUCAUACAGACCGUGUCAUUGCAGGUCUAGAGACUCCAAUUCGUCACAUGCAAAAAUACCGAUCUUGGAUUGACCAACAUUUGCAGCUUUGCGACUACGACCACUCUAUACUUGACAAUCCUACCAUUGAAGAGCAAGUCAAAUGGAUUGUCAAUGAUUUGUCGCACACGAUAGCUGCUGCUCCUUCCAAGGCCAUUCAGAAAAUAUUCAACAAUAUUGAGAGGAUCUUCACUGGUGAAGUAGAGGCACUGGAUCUACUCCUUUCGGAUGGCACAAUGGACAGCCUAUAUGCCUCGAUCGAUCAGUGUGAUGAGUCGCAGCUUUUUAAACAUUUGGCACACAGCAAGCCCAACCUACGCAUCCUCGAGAUCGGUGCCGGGCUAGGUGGAUCUACUGCCAAUGCCUUGAGGUUCCUGACACCUGGUGGCAGAGCUUUAUACUCGAGUUAUACCUUCACUGACCUUUCUCCUGGCUUCUUUGUUGCUGCGAAAGAUCGCUUCGGUUCAUAUCCUAAUUUGGAAUACGCCACUCUUGAUAUUAGCAAAGACCCCGCGGAGCAGGGCUUUGAUGGGACAUACGAUCUCAUCCUGGCAACCAAUGUGAUUCACGCCACCCCAUUCCUUAAUGAAAGUUUGAAGAAUGUCCGCAAAUUGCUCGCACCCAGUGGCCGACUUUUGCUUCAUGAGCUGGCACCAUCACCAACUUCUAAAUGGGUGAAUUAUAUUUGGGGAACUCUUGCCGGCUGGUGGAAUGGUGAAGCUGAUGACCGGAUGCAUGAGCCAUAUGUGGAUGUCGAUCGCUGGACGAGAGAGCUGAAAGAUGCUGGAUUCCGUGCACCCGAUGCCGUCGUGCUUGAUUCGCCAGAACCAUAUCAGCUGGGUGCCGUCAUUGUGGCCAGACCAACGCUUGAUGAUGGAAAUGUUCCUAAGAAAUGCGUGACACUCUUGAGUCUUUCUGAGUCCAGUCGUGUACGCUCUAUGGUUCGGGCUCUGGAGAACAGAGGAUAUACCGUUGACUGUCGGGGACUAGAGAACACCCCUUUACCUGCUGGCCAAGAUGCAAUUGCUUUUCUUGACGACGAAGCACCAUUUUUUGAAGACAUUGAUCACCAGAAAUUUGAGUCGUUCAAAGCUUUGGUGGAAAACAUGGAAAAAUGGGGUAUUGGUAUUCUCUGGGUGACCGAGCUCUUACAAAUCGAAUGUCGGGAUCCACGAUUUGGCCAGAUCAAUGGCAUCGCGAGAUCUAUUCGCUCCGAGAAAUUGGUUAGCCUUGGUACCUGCGAAGUCGACAAUUUGGAUUGUGAUUCCUCCCGCGAUAAAAUCGUCGAUGUCUUCGAGAGGUUCCAGCUACGCCAAGAGGACCAUUCUCUGAAACCGGAGUUCGAAUACGCCAUUGUCAAAGAUACAGUCCAGGUGGCACGCAUUCAUCCGUUUCUGGUGCAUGAAGAGCUCUCGACCUCUGCUGCAGAGGAUGUUAUUGCUCUACGCACGAGUAAGCCUGGUAGUCUAAGCGCUUUGCAUUGGGCUCGCCAGGAGAUAGAACAAGUACUGGAGGGCGAUGAAGUGGAGAUUAACAUACAUUCCACGGGCUUGAACUUCAGAGAUGUUUUAUGUGCUAUGGGCAUUGUCGAGGCUUCAGAAAUUGGAUUCGGCCUUGAGGCUGCUGGCACUGUUCGGCGUACUGGCCCUCACGUGAAGGACCUAAGAAGCGGCGAUCGUGUAUUUUUGAUGGGAUCUGGUGCAUUCAGCACACAGGUUAUUGUUUCUGAGAAUCUCUGUGAGAAGAUUCCAGGUGGGUUGAGUUUUGAGGAUGCGGCUACAAUGCCUUGCGUCUUCGCUACAUCGAUCUAUUGCAUAUUCAACGUUGGGAAUCUACAAAAGGGACAAUCCAUUCUUAUACAUAGUGCCUGUGGUGGGGUUGGUCUCGCUUCCAUCCAGCUCGCUCAGAUGAUCGGCGCUGAGAUCUAUGUCACUGUCGGGAAUGAGCAGAAGGUGAAAUAUCUUAUGGAAAAUUUCAGCCUACCUCGAAACAGAAUAUUUAACUCCCGCAACACCUCGUUUGCUGAGCAAAUUCUACAGGAGACCAAUGGUGGCGUCGACCUAGCGCUUAAUUCACUGUCCGGCGAGUUGCUACAUGCUACGUGGAAGUGCAUUGCGGACUUUGGGAAAAUGAUCGAGAUUGGCAAGCGAGACCUGAUAGGAUCUGGAAAGCUUGAUAUGAGUCCUUUCAUACAGAAUCGCAGUUAUUGCUGCGUCGACUUAGAUCAGAUCUGCUUACGGAAACCGACUAUCGUGAAACACCUUCUCGGGAGAGUUGGCCAGCUGCUCAGAGAGCGAUACAUUCACCCGAUCCGACCGAUCAAGGUCUUUAAUGCAAAUGCAAUACUCGACGCAUUCCGAUACAUGCAACAGGGUAUCCACCUGGGCAAGAUCGUGGUGUCGAUUCGUGAUUCCGCUGGUCAGGUAGACCUGGAUCUAGAAGGGCACGUAAAAAAGCGCAGAGAGCCCACAAAAUUCGCCAACUCCGGCGCAUAUCUUCUGGUCGGUGGCCUCGGAGGGUUAGGUCGUUCUCUUUCCGUCUGGAUGGCAGAACGUGGUGCUCGUCACUUUAUUUAUCUUUCCCGCAGCGCAGGUACAAGUCAGGAGCACCGAGAGUUUGCCAAAGAGCUGAAAAGUAUGGGGUGCCGCGUCGACUUUGUACAGGGUAGUGUGACCAGCCUUAACGAUGUGACCAAAGCCAUUACGCGAGCUCAAGUCCAAGGCCAACUGAAGGGUAUCUUCCAGAUGUCCAUGGUGAACCGUGAUCAAAACCUGACACGCAUGACCCUAGAAGACUGGAACGAAGCUGUGAAUCCCAAGGUCAAAGGAACGUGGAACCUCCACAAAGCAGCUAUCUCGGCCGGCGCAGAACUUGACUUCUUUGUUCUCUUCAGUUCUCUGUCUGGUAUGUUUGGGCAGCCUGGUCAAAGCAACUAUGCCGGUGCGAAUACCUUCUUAGAUGCGUUCUCACAAUAUCGCCUAAGCUUGGGAUUACCGGCCUGUGCCAUUGGCAUAGGAGCGGUCGAAGAAGUGGGCUGCCUCGCUGUCCGCGAAUCAGUCAUGCAGAGGUUCAAGGCCACUGGUAUCCUGGGCGAUACGAUCUCUGUAUCCGAGCUUUUCGAGGGAAUGGAGCUGGCCAUCAAAUCGACGACCAACAAAUCGUCAAACAAUUUCUGCAUUGGGCUUCGAUCUAGGGUGCCUCUUAAUGAUCCCGAAAACCGUGCCCUCUGGAAGAAAGACAUCCGGACGGCGGUUUUCCACAACAAAGCUGCCAGUGAAAAUUCAGCCACUACCUCCAGUGACGGCCUCAAAUCAUUCAUUGCUGCAGCGAAGAACAAUCCCACUGUGUUGGUUCAACCCGAUUCCGCUCAUCUUCUAGCUCUCGAAAUUGGAAAGAAAGUUUUCAGCUUUUUGCUGAAGUCAGAGGACGAUCUGCAUACGUGGUGCUCAUUGUCUGAACUUGGUAUGGAUUCCCUUGUGGCAAUCGAGGUUAGGCAGUGGUGGAAAAUGACGUUUGAAUUCGAUAUCAGUGUGCUUGAGAUGAUGGGAAUGGGCACUCUGGAUGCCCUCGGGGAGCAUGCUGCCAAGGGUCUGCUGAAAUUGUUUCAUGGUGGCGAGGAACAGGUCAAUUAG